CACACACUCCAAAACCAUUACGCAACGUGUGCUCAUUUAAGUUACUUGUCUUACACAAUGAACUAAGUGUAACAUGCCAAAACCUCCGCGUGUUGACAAGUUAAACAAAGAUUUAUAUACGAUGAAAAGUCAGCAACUAUGCAAAUACUAUAAAAAUGUUUAAGGUGAUGGAUUUAUUAUUUUGCAUAUACCAUAAUAUUUGAGAGAUGGAAACAAUUGUGAUCAUUAUCAUAGUAGCUGUCUCUGUUUUUGUCUUAAUUGCAAUACUGAGUUUGUUGUGCCGAUUAAUGGGAUACCGGCCAGCCUAUGGAAGUGGCGGUGGAGGUUUUGCCCAUUAUUACCUCCUCCAUAACCAACAUCAAUUGCACCAUGGAAUAAUGGCUGGAGUUAUGGGUGGAGUUAUGGGCGGAGCAGGUGUUGGUGUGGCAUCUUACGGAGGAAUGAUGGAUGAAGCUAUGGGUCGUGGAGGUGGGGCUGGAGCAUUUGAUAGCGGAACAGCGCGUGGAGAUAUGGAAGGUGCAGGUGGUGGUGGAGCAUCUGGGGGCGGUGGAGGUGGAGCUGGAGAUUGUGGUGGUGGUGGAGCAUCUGGGGGCGGUGGUGGUGGAACUGGAGAUUGUGGUGCUGGAGGAGGAGGAGUUGGUGCUGUUAAUUAAACUCCAAAGCAAUUGGCCUAUAUGCUUAAAAAUUAAGUUUUAUGCACUACUACUACUAGUAUCUACACUUCUCAUAUUUCUUUUUCAUUUGUUUUUGGGUUGUGUUUAUAUAUUGUAUUGAAUGCAUAUAAUUCUUUUCAUAAUUACGUUUGAUAAUUAGUAUGUAUUAAUAGAUUUAGUUGAGGGAUAUUGCAAAAGUUAAGAAUUAAGGAACGUUGUUUUUAUUUGUAAAACUAUUAAAAUAAUUUUGUAUAAUCAUUAUAUUUCUUGUGAUUACAAGAUUGGAACCA
Molecule: messenger RNA, 943 nt
Organism: Vicia villosa (hairy vetch)
Lineage: Eukaryota; Viridiplantae; Streptophyta; Magnoliopsida; Fabales; Fabaceae
Product: glycine-rich protein DOT1-like
Exons: 2
Coding region: 207-653 (148 amino acids)
Source: RefSeq, a predicted model, not a curated record